AUUAAGUUAAGUUUGGCGGAGCUCCCCAUGUGGCAGCAAGUGCAGUAUUCACAAGAUAUUUAUUGAUGCACACCCUUCAACUCGUACAAACUAUUUCGUAGCUCAAAGGAACAACUCCAGGAGGCUUUCCAUGGUUCAGAGCAGCAUAGACACCCACCAGGCAACUGACCAGACGCGAACAAAAGUCUUGCACCCGGCGGAAGACCAACCGAUUCAUUCACCAUCAACUCUCUGCCAUCAUCAAGAACAUGAAGAAGUUCAAUCACCUGUUGAUUCUCACCAUCCAUUAAACAAUCAACCCGAGACGGCCCAAACAGCUCACAAUUGGUUUAAAUCAUGGUCAAAAGCACUCUCACCCAUUGCAUGGCUUGAAAAUAAGUCAAGCGUUGCCAGAGACCAUUUGGCCAAUGAGCGCACGUUUCUGGCUUGGUUCAGAACUUCAUUGAGCCUAACAUCCAUCGGAAUUGCACUCGUUCAACUAUCACGACUGUCGAAACAAAUCAAAGUGGCCCAAGUUAAAAAAAUAAUUACAUUGGUCCAACCGAUCAUCGAUCCCUUAUCACCUCAGUCAUCGUCCAGCGGAGUACCUCAUAAUUUGGCCGAUCUUUCCAGCUCAUCCUCAUCCAACUCCAUUCAAUCCUCCCUCGAUCAAAUCAACCAAAAUCUGAUCAACCUCCAGGCCGUAAUCAAUGGAAUUCAUCAAGAUGUAGAUGCGAUAAAACGGACUAAAAGCCUCGCCAGUGUGAUUGGAAAUUGUUACGUAUGCAUCGGAUUACUCUUUCUUUUCAUUGGCACGUAUAGAUACUUUCGCGUCCAACAAGUCUUGCAAACCGGCAAGUUUCCUCACAGUCGAAGGUUGAUCGGGCUCACCACCUUUGUUGUCUCCGCUCUAUUAAUCUUCACGGCUAUCGGAAUGUUUAGGACUACUUUUUAAUUUUCGUAUUUGCCCUUGGAUAGCGUCGUGAUUUUGAAUAUUGGUAACAACAGCAUCAGUUCUUCAACCUCUUUUGUACAUUAUCUAUAUAAUAGGAAACUGUUAUGAUGUAAUUCUAUUGGUUCAUGUAUGGAAGCCUACAAACUCUGAAUUGGAAUUACAACAAUUGUAGAGGGUUGAGGUCGCAAAGAGGAAAGCAGCACUCUGGACACAAAAGUG
Puccinia graminis f. sp. tritici CRL 75-36-700-3 is the source of this 1153-nucleotide messenger RNA. RefSeq lists its product as uncharacterized. The transcript has 5 exons. Lineage: Eukaryota; Fungi; Basidiomycota; Pucciniomycetes; Pucciniales; Pucciniaceae. The record is from RefSeq and is a predicted model, not a curated record. Bases 131 to 934 code for a protein of 267 amino acids.